GAAUAAAAAAAGUUGACAAGGUAUUAAAUAUUAAACAAAAAAAAAAAUGGUGAGUAUCAUGAAGAUAACGAUUAUCAUGGUUUUGUUAGUGGUUGGCGUGAGUGCAAAGACGGUGGAAGAAUGUAAACGAACAACCUGCGCGACUAAAUGUCAUGACAGCAAAAGUUUUGCUUGUUCUGAUUGUCUUCUUCAUUGCGCUUUUCCUGGAAGUGAGAGCAAAAUAAGUCAAGCACGGGCUUUCUGUCUCAGGGAUUGUGAUGUCGCUUGUCAACCAAGCAACGACUGCUACCAACGUUGUAUUAAACACUGUCCUCCAAAACCUUUGAUUUGAGAUUUAGAGGUCCUUUUAGAUUCGAGUCUU
Messenger RNA from Arabidopsis lyrata subsp. lyrata, 361 nucleotides. RefSeq lists its product as uncharacterized. The transcript is spliced from 2 exons. Lineage: Eukaryota; Viridiplantae; Streptophyta; Magnoliopsida; Brassicales; Brassicaceae. Bases 47 to 331 code for a protein of 94 amino acids. The record is from RefSeq and is a predicted model, not a curated record.